GGUGACUCUCGGCCGCCGCCGGUGCUUGGUUGCCAUAGUGAUCCCUCAGCUCGGCGCUCAGACGUGGAGGCUGCACAUUGGCCGAACAUAGGGCCAGGCAGGAGCAAUGGAGACCCGAGCAGCCGGAGACAUGGAUGGGCAAAACAGCGACUCCAAAAAUUGCGCAUAUACAACGGAGAAAAGCGCAAGCGCCAACAUGAUCCUGGUUCAUCUAGAUCUCAAAGGGGCACCCCCAAAAGUCUCCUAUCUGGCUGAGGUUUUUCCGCUCUUCUCUGCCCUUGGAGCAAACGGGCUGCUGAUAGAAUAUGAGGACACCUUUCCGUACUACGAAGAGCUCCUCCCACUGCGGGCAGCUCACGCCUACAGUCCUCAGGAAAUCCAGGAGAUCCUGAUGUUGGCGCAGGUUAACCGUUUAGAAGUUAUUCCUCUCAUACAGACCUUUGGGCACAUGGAGUUUGUCCUGAAGCAUAAAGAGUUUGCCCACCUGAGAGAGGUCCCUACCUACCCAAACAGCCUGAACCCUCACAGGGAAGAGUCCCACCAGCUCCUCCAUGGCAUGAUAAGACAGAUGAUGGAACAUCACCCUGGCAUUCGCUGGCUGCAUAUCGGCUCAGACGAGGUCUACUACCUUGGUGAAGGCGAGGAAUCCAAGAAGAUCCUUUCCGAAAAUGGCUGGGCUGUGGAAGACCUCUUUAUGUGCCACCUGAAGAAGGUGGCCGCCCAUGUAGUUUCAACAUAUCCAGGCGUCAGGCCCAUCGCCUGGGACGACAUGCUGAGACCUGCAUCUGCCCAGACGUUGACAGAUUCUGGAUUGGCCCAGCUAGUGGAGCCUAUGAUCUGGGACUACACCCCAAACCUAGACGUGGACAAUAGAGUUGCCCUGAUUGAAAAGUACUCGCAGUCUGGCUUCCAGAAGAUCUGGUUGGCCAGUGCCUUUAAGGGAGCCACCGGCGCGUCCCAGCAGCUGACACAUAUCGGACAUCACCUGCAGAACCACAAGCGUUGGCUACAGGUGAUUCGGAGGAUACCCCAAGACACCCUCCAAGGGGUGGCCAUUACUGGCUGGCAGAGGUAUGACCACUUCUCAGUCCUGUGUGAACUUCUCCCGGUGGGGAUACCUUCUCUGGCCGUGUGCCUGCAGAUGCUGAAGCAUGGUUCUUACUCUGAACAGGUGGCCGCCUGCAUCCAAGACAUCUUGGGAAUGUCCCAUCUGGACACCGAAAACUACUCCAGUGAAGCGUCCGGCUCCUUCCCUGGUAGUGAUGUCCUUAUACUCAUCACCCAAGUCCUGUUCCACCUCAAGACCCCCACACAGGAAUUCCUGGAGAGAAACCGAUUUGUCUCUGGUUGGUUCAGUCCAUUUCACAGGAAGAGGAAGAUGAUCCAUCCUAUAAUGGUGCAACAGAUCGAACCCGAAGCCGUGAGUCUCUUGUCCAAUUGGGCUUUAGUUCUCGGUGACCUUCAUGCUGCUUUGCUUAAGAUCUUUCCUGCCGUUACCGUGGAUGAAUGGAUGGAGGAGUAUUCAAUGCCAUAUUAUGUACAACUCCAAGAACUGGUGGAAGAUCUGAACACUGCCCUGGAGAACCAGACCUAGAUCGGACCUCACUGUACGUCUUGUUGUACGUCUCAUUGUACAUCCACCUUCAUUUUAUUUCUCACACAGUUUAUGUUCCAUUCUCAGUCCUCUCCUUGAGCUUUACUUGUGUUUAAUUUCAUGGCUUUAUACUCCAGUUACAUCCAGAGCUGCUCUGAACCUUCAUCUGACAGCCACCUGGACUCACCUGUAUUGCACUGCACUUUGGUCCCCAAUAGAGGGCAGCAGGGAGAUUUGAUUUUAUGCAACCAGUGAGUUUACAAGGCAACCAAUAUACUUCUCUGUGCAGCUUUGGAUGUGAAUGGAGGAUAAUACAGUCAGUGCAGAUUGUUUGUAAAUCACAAUUAUUUUUCUGUACAGAUUUUAUUACUUUCUGUCAAUAAGAAAGAAAAUGUGCAAUACCACAUAGUGUCAUUAAUCUUUCACACUUUGGAUC
Molecule: messenger RNA, 2030 nt
Organism: Hyla sarda
Lineage: Eukaryota; Metazoa; Chordata; Amphibia; Anura; Hylidae
Gene: HEXD
Product: hexosaminidase D
Exons: 13
Coding region: 107-1594 (495 amino acids)
Biological process (GO): carbohydrate metabolic process
Molecular function (GO): hexosaminidase activity
Source: RefSeq, a predicted model, not a curated record